Messenger RNA from Colletotrichum scovillei, 1758 nucleotides. RefSeq names its product pre-mRNA-splicing factor 38B. The transcript is spliced from 2 exons. Lineage: Eukaryota; Fungi; Ascomycota; Sordariomycetes; Glomerellales; Glomerellaceae. The record is from RefSeq and is a predicted model, not a curated record. The coding region runs from base 335 to 1507 and encodes 390 amino acids.
GGCGGCCUUUGCUGCAGUCGUCGAUCAAUCCUCCAAACGCCGCAGUUUGCGACAACGACACCUCUCAACUAAGCGAACCCCCGCUGCCCCUCUCCAUCGCUUCAUUCAACAGCCUCGUUGGAAAGCCCUGUCGCUAUUACUUUCGAAUUCUUUCAUCGAUCCGAGACGGGCACUUCUAGAACCCCCGCGCUUCUGUUCUAUUCACGACAAAAAGAGGCACAUACCCCAGCUAGCUGCCGGAUGCCGCAGCCAUCAGCCUGAUCAAAAGUGUUCGGAAGGCGCGUGGCUAUCUCACCACCUUUUUGAUCUACGAUUUGGUUACCAAGGCCUCAUAAUGUCGAGCCACGACAUGAUCACGGACGACUACGUCGCCGACUUGCUCGCCAAAGAGGCAGUCAUGGGCAGGGCAGACAAGAAACCGGCAAACAUGCCCAAACCAAACACUCGUUUCCUACGCCACAUUAUCAAGGACACGAAUACGCACAACAAGAACCUCCUAGCUAAGGAGGCCGCCGAGUCUCGCGCGCGCUUGAAGGAUCUGGAACAUGCCGAGGAGAAGGAGAGGCGGAGGAAGGCAGGCCCGCAGGACAUUCGAAAGAGACAGAUGGGAGACAUCCUAUCUAUCUUGGGAGACCGCAAGGACAGGGUCAGGCCCAGCCGAUCAGGAACAUUGAACGACAAGUCGCACAAGAAGGAAGACUCGCCACCUCGGAGGGCACAUCACAAAGAACGCCGGAGCGAAUCUCCAGAACGCGAGAGCGGUAGGAAGCACCGCCGGAGUAGAAGGGACGAGUCGGAUUCGGAGCGGGACGACCGUCGACGACACAAGAGCGAUCGGCGGAGGUCACGCUCACCCGACGAAAAGCACAGGAGGCACCGCCAUCGGUCGCCAAUCGAGGAUAGAGAGACUGCGUCAAAGUCACGGCGCAACGAAAGGGAAAGGAGACGAGACGAAGAGGGACAGGACCUGAUGUCGAAGGGUCAUCGGUCACGCAGAGACCGCAGCCGGGAGAGGCCACAGUCAGGAUUCUCGAUUAAGGGCAGCAGCCGUCGCCGCGACGGAGGGCGAGUGCACGAGCAGGAGCCCCAGACGACAACAUCAGACUCGGAUCCGUUGGACGAAUUCAUUGGGCCGGAACCACCGCAGCAAGUCCGUUCGCGCGGCCGGGGCACCGCCAUGGGGGCCUCGGGUAUCGACAAGCGCUUUGAAGCAGACUACAACCCCAAAACAGACGUGGAGAUGGCCGACGACGACAAACACCCGGGAGAGAACUGGGACGACGCCGUGGAAGCGUUCAGGGACAGGCAGAAGUGGCGGCAGAACCAGGAGGAGCGGAUGCGGGCGGCCGGGUACACCGACGUGAUGCUGAAGAAGUGGAGGGAGGGCGGUACGGCCGACGAGCAAAAGGACGAGCGGGAUGUGAGGUGGGCCAAGGCCGGGGAGAAGCGGGAGUGGGAUCGCGGCAAGGAGGAUGGGUUGAGCGGGUUGUUUUCUGAGUUCAAUUGAGUCCCUGAGGCGCGAGGCGGUGGACCUAGCUUUCUUGUUGCAUUGCGUUCGUCGUUUAGGAAGCAGGCUUUGGGUCAUGGCCAGGAGGCGUCUGCAUUGUUGAAUUGCAUCCCGGGGUAUUGCUUGAAGCAUUUGCAUUAGUUGGAUGGAGUUUUGGUACGUUGAUGAUCGAUGAUGAAUUUCACUUAAUGUCUCGUUAUGGAAGCGCGGUGUACCUUGAGCGGUAAAUACAUGCGAGUAGCUGUAGAGGG